Didymodactylos carnosus is the source of this 819-nucleotide messenger RNA. NCBI's taxonomy places the organism in Eukaryota, Metazoa, Rotifera, Eurotatoria, Philodinida, Philodinidae. The record is from the annotation of a GenBank genome assembly.
AUGAUUGACAAUUUGCUAAACAUGGGCUACAAAUACAAAUCAACACAAUUUAGUAACGAUGAUACUCUGAUAAAGAAAGGAUUCAUUAUUCACGUUUUUAAAUGCUUCUACGGAAAAGACAUAGAAGAGAGUAAUUUCAUUACAUUACGUGAGUAUCUUCGUACUCAUCCUGAUGCUCGUGAUAAAUAUAAUGAAUACAAGAAACGUCUAAUUGCCAAUACCCCACACAUGACAAUCAAAGAGUACGCAAGUAGAAAGGACCGGUUUGUUAAUGAUUUACUUGAAAAAGCUGUUGAGUGGUACAGGCAACUCAAGAAUUAUGUUCACAUUGGUGAUUUUGAUGAGGUAAAGAAGCAAUGGUCAUGUUGCAAGGCAUUAAAAGAUGAAAAAAGCACGAUAGAUGAAGGCAUGAUAUCAGAAGCAGGUGGUUAUAUUGGCUGUUGUCAACCAGGACUACAAAAGGAUAGCUAUCAUCCCGGACGAUAUUAUAAUACAGAAUAUAAUUUUGUCAGAGGAUGGUGGACAUGUUGUUCCCAAGGCCGACAUUCAAAUGGAUGUGUCAAGCUGAGAUUAUUGGCCAAUGGAGAUGUAUUGCUGAGAGAUUACGAGAAGUGGAGUAUUAAUAGUGUUUGUCGAUGGGUAAAAUCAUUACAAGAUAUUAAUAAGGAUUAUUCAGACAAUUUUCGUGAACAAGGUGUCAAUGGUCACUUAUUAUUAACAUUAAUAGACGAUGCAGUUUUACAAGAUUUAGGUGUAUCGAGAGUUUUACACCGAAAACUAUUUUUAAAAGCUAUCGAUGAAUUGAAAGAUGCACCAUAG